Molecule: messenger RNA, 2675 nt
Organism: Physeter macrocephalus (sperm whale)
Lineage: Eukaryota; Metazoa; Chordata; Mammalia; Artiodactyla; Physeteridae
Exons: 6
Coding region: 1077-1418 (113 amino acids)
Source: RefSeq, a predicted model, not a curated record
GGUCGACUCCUCCCAGGUUCGCGCAAGGGCUUGCGGGGGGCCAACUAGCGAGAACACCCGGGAACUCUCGGGAAGAGCCGACUGUGAAGAUCCCGGAGUGCGGGACGUUUCUCUGCAGAGUGCGGGAGUUGUGGCCAACGUUACGCGGUUCCUGCUCCAAGCCCAAGAUGCCGCGCCUACUGAGAGGAAAGUUCAAUAGUCAGAAGUGUGGGACAGGAAGAACAUUAAGGACCUUUGCACUGUGCUAGGGGCCUCCAAGAUUAAAUGUGAUGUGACUUGUGGGCUUGGGGCCAGGGGACAGUGUAAAGGUAUACGGAGGUCCAACUUUUAAGUCCAUGAGCAGUGCCUUGCUUUAUGAAAUGGAUGGAUUCUAACGAAGAUCGUAUAGUUUUAAAACGGGCGGUGAACGCAUUAUAUUCCCCAACUCCCACCCCACCCAUUCCUUCAGUAAAUGCACCAGCAAGAUAAAGUAUAAUUAAGAGUCCUGAAAAAAAAAAAAGUCCUGAGCCAAAUCUGGGGAUAAAAUAGGAGGCCCCCAGCCUUACGACCUGGAAGGGUACCCUGUGCAUGUAAAUCAACUUAAAGAUUUUUUGCGUAUUAUAUAUGUAAAUUUGGGUUACAAGUUCCAAAGGUUUCGACUCAUAAACAUAACUUUUAAAACAGUACUGUGAUAAUGCCAUCUCAGUUUGUAAAAACACUAAUUGAUAGUCAAGUUAUGUAUGUAUUUUCAAACACAAUUCAGAGCAGCUUUCUCAGCAAAGUUUUGCCCGUUCAGUAUCUGUUGGGGCAAUCGGAGUUAUGUGGGACGCCGAGAACAGGCUUCAAGUACAGACAUCUCCAACGCCCUCUUCACCUAGCUGUAUUCUAAGCAUUCCCAGGUGAAAGCUCAGAAGUUUUUUCCGGAAGCCUGGAAGCCCGACAAGGAGCUCCUUGAAAGCAGGAACUGUGCGACCUUUUCCUGUAGCGGAAGCACCUACCCAGUGCCAAGCACACGAAAGUGUUUUUGGACACAGAAGUCUGCCCAGAGCCUAUCGAGUAAAGGAGAGAAUCUCUAAACCAGUGGUGUUCACACUUCCAUGACUAUGACCAAUGGCCUGACUGGGAGGAAUGCAAAUCACCUGCAAAUGUGGCACAGCAAGCAGGAUGUAGAACCAAUGUGUGUCUUGGGGUUGUCUCCCACUGGAAGACCUUGCUCAACUUCAGUCCAUGAAGCUGCUUGCUGUGCAUGUCAGUUUGCCAUCCAGGAACUACCAGGAGUAUCAUACAGUGUGGCUGUUACCAUUUUGCAUUCCUACAAGCAAGGAAUGAGUGUUCCUGUUGCUCCACAUCCUCGCCAGCAUUUGAUGAUGUCAGUGCCUUGGGUUUUGGCCAUUCUAGUAGGUUUGGACACUGGGCUCCACACCCUCUUUGAGAAAUAGAGCAGAUCUCCUGCCUCGUGUACCUCCAUUAGCCCUUUCCCCCAUCAGAAGUCUUUUGAAGAAAGCCCCAGGAUGAAUGGUCCUGCAGGCAGAACCCAAUUCUGGGAUUAAUACUCAGCUUUUAGGGACCAGGAUGUGAGGGGAUACUGGGAUCCAUCAGGUUGUAUAGACAGCUCCCUACUCAGCAGGUGAGUAAAUCAUACAGCCCAUUCUUUACUUAGAAGGUGAGCCUCUAUGGAAAAAAUGGCACCAACAUUCAUUUCUGGGGGAGAUGUAUUUUAAAUUCUGUGUAAAAUGUACCGUAGUAGGAGUUCAUGGUACACAUUGUUGGGUUUUUAAAAAUUAGACUUUUAGUCCCCUCAAGACGCUAAUUUAAAAAUAUAUAUAUGUAUGUUCUUCAAAAUAGUCACCUGCCUUUAGAUGGUUACAAACCACAGAGGAAAACCUGUGUUAUUCUUCACAUUCCCACCAAUAACCAUUUGGCUUUGCAUGACUUUAAGCUGUUUCUAAAAAAUCAAAUCCACUCUGAAAGCACAGUGGUUUGCCUUCAUGGAGGGCGGCCAAAGGGUAUGCUGCAGGCUGAAUGCAGCCCCCAAAGCGAGGAAAGCGUUUGCCCCUGCGCUACCCAUACUUGGACACUAGAUGGCAGGCUUACCUUCUAGAUGGAAGUAACUGGCCCUGGCAGCCCUGCCUCUGCUUCCGGCAGCCGCACCCUCGGGACAGAUCCCAAAGGCAUUUAGUGGGCUCCCCAGAGAAGGUGUGACCAAGCCUUGGUGUGAGGUGAGGGGAAGAGUUGACUGAUUUGGGAACUCUUGCCUGCCUGUCUGCAGUUGCAAUAGGAUCAGUGUCGGGGCCCACAAGAUCCCAAAACUCACGGUUUGUGGCCAUUGUGACACCGCUGCGGUGCCAACUGGGUCCUCCUCACACCUGUUUGUCCCAGGUGUGGGACUUAGAAAUGUCUCCAGCUUUCCUCGGAUUGGCUCAAGGUGCAAGGUCUUUCAGAUGUCCCAAACCUGGGAGGUUAUGCAGGCUUUUAUCAAACAGAAGCCCCUGCUGAGUGUAAGGACCGCUGAGGGCCAGGAAGGAAAUGUACAAGCCUGUGCUGACCCUGGGCGAGGUCUGUGGUUUCACUAACAUUCAAGAUUCAUGGCAUUCUUUUUUUGUUAUUAUUUUUAAUUUGCUAGAUAAGUUUAGUUACCAUCUGUCACCAUACAAAGUUAUUACAGUAUUAUUAACUAGAGUCCCUAUGCGUACAUU